Molecule: messenger RNA, 1410 nt
Organism: Ascochyta rabiei
Lineage: Eukaryota; Fungi; Ascomycota; Dothideomycetes; Pleosporales; Didymellaceae
Exons: 4
Coding region: 1-1410 (469 amino acids)
Molecular function (GO): RNA 7-methylguanosine cap binding; mRNA binding
Source: RefSeq, a predicted model, not a curated record
AUGGACGUCGAAAUGGGUGAUGGCGCAUUCGACAUCGACAUCGAUGUCGGUGCAGGCGUUCAAACAAGCGCGCAGCCGCAGCAACAGCAACAACAGCCAGAACCGACCACACAAAGCGAAUCAGUACCGGCGGCAUAUUUCGAAGACCUCCAACCGCAGAAGCCAUGGCCCGAGUCGCUGAACCUGCAGGGCGUCGGCGACUUUGACCCAAACGACCCUCUCUACUACGCCAUGGAAGCCCUUGGCGCAGAGCCACGCGUCAAGCAGUUGCGCUGGGUCAACGACUCGUCAGUAAACCUCGAGUUUUAUAGCGCCGAAGAAGCUGCCGUUGCGCUGACCGCGCUUACGCACCCCGACACAAACCCAAGUUCACUUGCUGCGCAGACAGCUCGACCAGCAAAGCCGUACUCAAAAAAGCCAGACAGCAUGUUGGUGGUACGGGAGACAAAUGCUGGGGAUCAGAAGCCCAAGGGCGCGGCCAACCGCAGCAAUUACUACCAGCGCAACCCAGACGUCAGAGGAAAUAAUCAACGGGAGCCACGGCGCCAUCAGCCGCCGAAGAGAGACCUCCUGGAUUAUGGUGAUGAGGAUAUGGGCUCGAGGAAUCGGAGGAGGAGAAGCCGCAGUGGAGACGAGUCCAUGGGCUCAGAUUCCGGGGUUGAGAGGCGGAGGAAUAACUACCCUCGCAACGACCGGAAUGGCCGCGAUCGUCGUGACGGGCGGGACAGGAAACCAAGAGACUCUGGCAGGCUCAAUGCCGACGUCGACUCUUACCGUCCUGGUGGGGACAGAUCUAACGAACCGCGGCACGGCCGACUCCGAGGCCGCAGUGCCUCACCAGCGUCCAAUGACGAGGGCGAUGGUCGAUUCGGCUUCGCAGAAGACACCAGCAACGUACGCACCCGCUACCGCAGCCGAAGUCGCAGCCGCAACGAUCGCCGCCGCCGCGAACCCAGCGCUGACCGCUGGACCCAUGACCGCGCUAACUACGGAGAACGAGGCGCAAAGUCAGAAGCUGGUCGGUGGCAGAAAGAUGCAUUCUCCGUCGACUCAUCGCCAAUGGGCAACCAUCGUCGCUCAGAUGCUGGAUCAGGCGGCUCUCUACUCUCGCGCAUGACCAAGGACGGCAAGCCUGUCAACUCGUUGGCUAGCCGGAUCACGCGUGACGACGAUAACGAGCCGCGGCCGCGAUCGUUGGCGAGUCGUAUUACGCGCUCGGGUGAAGAUGACGGGUACGGGCGACUCAAGGGCGACGACAGCAUACCUCGAGACUAUGAGUUCGACGAGCCCAGGCCUCGCCGUGGGUUGGCAGAUCGCAUCUCAAGAGAGACCGAGGGGAUCAACAUUCGCGGCGCAGGCUCGAAUGGCGGAAGCGGAAUCAACAUCAGAGGUGUAGCGAACGGCGCCUAA